Molecule: messenger RNA, 1325 nt
Organism: Papilio xuthus (Asian swallowtail)
Lineage: Eukaryota; Metazoa; Arthropoda; Insecta; Lepidoptera; Papilionidae
Exons: 9
Coding region: 136-1230 (364 amino acids)
Source: RefSeq, a predicted model, not a curated record
UAAGUUAUUAAGUUACAAAAAAAAAAGUGUGUAUUUAGUGAAAGUAUUAAAAUAAUUAAGGAUUUAAACUAGUGAACUUUUAGAUAUGUAAAUAUUUUAUUAUAUCUUUUAAAGUUUAUGAUAUUACUAAGUUAGAUGUAUUGCGUUACAGUGGCAACUAUGGAAAGGAAAAAUUGUUUUAGCGUGUUGCUCGCGAUGUCAAUUCUUGCAAACGCUUUUUGUGCACCGACACCUGCUUUUAGAUUGAGAAGAGCUGAAGACGACAUAGAGGAUUCGAAUGAUUUACAAAGUAUCUCUAUUAGUACAUCAAGCAUAACUUCGACGGAAAAAACUUUACCAACACCAGAUCCUUUUGACGAGGACGACGAUGAUGAUGAUUUUGAUGACCUUACACCAGCUCCGUCUACCGGCGGCAGUAGUGUGUUCAGUGUACUAAAAUUAGUCACCGGUUUAUUUCCAGGAUCAAGUUCAGCCAAUAUUGUUGAAAGCAUGAUAAAUAUGAUUGUAAAGCAAAUGAUGGUCAAAGCGAAUCGUCGUCAAUUUGUCAAAGAUAAUGAAAUUGAAAACGAAAAAAUUACUAAAUUGAAAACUCCGUUCCAAAAACAAGAGAACGAAAUCACAUCAGCUGAAGGUGAAGUCAAAGACUCAAAGGAAAAUGUAAAUGUAGAAGACAAUGUACGUAAUAUUUCUAAAGAAAAUUCAGAGACCAAUUUAGAUUCUGUCGAAGAAGAUAAUGAUUCGGGAUAUGACUCUGAUGAACCUCUAGGUGGUGGGGAUGGAGGAGGAGGUGGUAUUCUAGGUCUCUUAGCAGGUUUAAGUGGCGGGGAAGAUGGCCAGUCAGAUUUAGGAUCACUUUUAGCUACGGUCAGCGGAAUCGUUGCGAAUCUUAGUGGAGACGGCAUCGAUUUGAAUAGUCUUAUAGCCUCUGGAAUUGGAUUAUUUGCUGGACUUCUGUCAGAAGGAGAAGAGAAUCCGGGAGCUGUUAUUGCUAGUUAUCUUUUGACUUCAUUGGAUACGAUAACUGGAGGAGGAGCGCAAAAUAAUGGCGCAUUUUUCGGAAAUUUUCUUUCCAAGUUAGUCAAAGGCACAAGUGCUGCCGGAGACCCAGAUUCAAGUUCUGAAGAUGGAAGUAAGCCAAUGGCGGAUUCUGGUGGUUUUGUUGCCAGUUUUGUAAUUUCUUUGUUGGGAGAUAUGUCUAAAUCAAGUUCUGGAGGUAGCUCCCAUCGCUGACAAACUAAAUGACAUUUGGAAGCUUUUUAUUAUUUGCUGAUUAUGUUAUUAUUAAUUAAUAAAACUGUGUAUUUGUGAAUACUUUAUUUAUUACG